Molecule: messenger RNA, 2483 nt
Organism: Neodiprion virginianus
Lineage: Eukaryota; Metazoa; Arthropoda; Insecta; Hymenoptera; Diprionidae
Exons: 2
Coding region: 1238-2371 (377 amino acids)
Biological process (GO): DNA integration
Molecular function (GO): nucleic acid binding
Source: RefSeq, a predicted model, not a curated record
CUCGACAAGGAAGGAGCUCUAAAAACUUUGGGCCUUCUGUGGGACGCGAAAACUGACAUCAUGCAAUAUAGCGUGACAAUUGAUGAAUCGACAAAAAUAUCAAAGAGACUCGUGCUGUCCAAGAUUGCUCAAAUAUUUGACCCUUUGGGUUUAUUGGGUUCUACACUAAUUAACGCAAAGUGUAUAAUGCAGCAGAUCUGGCAAUUGCAAACCGGUUGGGAUGAGAAUUUACCGCCGCAGCUUCAAAACACCUGGGAUGAAUACUACAACUCGUUACCUAAAAUAAACGAGAUACGCAUACCGAGAAAUAUAAAUCCGGGAAACGACAGCGGAAAAUUCGAUCUGAUUGGAUUCGGAGACGCUUCUGAAAAGGCGUAUGGAGCUUGCCUCUAUGCAGUGUCAAGGAAUUCAAAGGGUGAAACGAAUUCACAUUUGAUAUGCUCAAAAGGUAGAGUAACCCCGUUGAAAACAAUUUCGCUACCGAAACUCGAACUCAACGCAGCGCUCGUACUUGCAAAACUGUGUCAUGCAGCGACGCAAGCAUUCUCACAAAAAAUACAAGGCAUUUAUCUGUGGAGCGACUCGACGGUCACACUAAGUUGGAUAGCUUCAUCACCGAAUCUUCAGAAAAUAUGGCUAACAGAGUGACAAAAAUUCAAAAUUUAACACGCAAUGCUGUAUGGCUUCAUGUCCCGUCGGAGCAUAAUCCCGCAGACUUAAUAUCGAGAGGCAUGACGGUCGAAGAUUGGGAGACAAGAGACUUGUGGUGGCACGGACCUCCUUGGCUAAAAACCGGAGAGUGGCCCGAACAAAAAACCAUUAACAUCGAUACAUCCGAGAUGAAACCAUCGGUUGUACUCAUCUCAUCAAAAAGCACGAGUGACGUGCUGAGGAAAUUUUCAACAUACGGAAAGCUUGAGAGAGUGUUAGCUUACUGCAUUAGAUUCAGAUUCAACGCCUUGGGCCCAAAACAGAGUGGAUCUUUGACAGUGGAGGAGCUCGAGCGCGCCGAAAAGGCGAUAGUGAAAAUGACUCAGAGAGAAUCAUUCUUUCCGGAAUACAAUGCAUUGAAGCAGGGUGAGCAAGUCCCAAAGGGCAGUAAACUUGCCGUUCUCAGCCCUUUCUUAGACAAGAGGGAAUUAUUCGAGUAGGAGGCAGACUGUCAAGCGCUAACAUUCCCGAAACACAAAAAUAUCCGAUUAUUUUACCAGAUCGUCAUCACGUAACGAAGGUAAUCAUGAGAAAGGAGCAUCUACGUUUACACCAUUGCGGACCGGAGCAACUAUUACAUUCUAUUCGACAAAGAUACUGGGCUCUAUCUGGAUGGCGAGAAGCUCGAAAGGUCACAAGCAAUUGUAUCCAGUGUUAUCAAAGUAGACCGAAGGUACCGGAUGUUAUGAUGGGCGAUCUGCCGACUAAACGUGUUCGAGGUUCUCUGAAGCCAUUCACUGAUGCAGGCGUGGAUUACGCGGGACCGUUGCAAGUUCGAGAAAGUCGGAGGCGAGGUAGAGUCCCUACAACGAAAGCUUGGAUCGUGGUUUUCACAUGUCUCGCAACAAGGGCUGUGCACUUAGAACUCGUGACGGAGAUGACAACAGAAGCAUUCCUAUCAACACUACGUAGAUUCGUGGCCCGAAGAGGAAUUUGUUCGACUAUGAUAUCCGAUAAUGGAACAAACUUCGUGGGAGCAGCAAGGGAGUUGAAAGAAUUAUACGCAUUCUUGGAGGGCGAAAAGCAAACUAUAUCGGAUCACCUAGCUCAGCAACGUAUCGACUGGAAAUUCAUUCCAGCCCGAUCUUCACACUUCGGCGGAUUAUGGGAGGCGGCCGUGAAGUGCACCAAAAAACACUUAAAUACGGUCACGAAAGGUCUAGUCUUUACGUUUGAGGAGUAUUACACACUUCUUGUUGAAAUCGAAUCAAUCCUCAAUUCCCGUCCACUCACACCUCUUUCGAGCAAUCCUAACGACACAACAGCAUUGACCCCUUCCCAUUUCCUAGUAAGGGACUCACUCUUGUUACCAACAGAACACAACUACUUGAAAGUUCCCGAUAAUAGAUUGUCUCGUUGGCAACACUUGCAAAAAGUGAGGCAGCACUUUUGGAACCGAUGGUACCAGGAGUAUCUUUCGGAAUUGCAAAAACGCCAGAAAUGGCAUUUCAACCACAGCAACUUAAAGGUGGGAACUCUGGUUCUGCUCAAAGAAGAGAACCUUCCACCACUCCAAUGGCUUCUUUGUCGAGUCGUUGAAGUACAUGCGGGAGCAGACAACAUCGUCCGAGUAGCUACGGUUCGAACGUCAACCGGUCUGUUCAAGAGAGCAGUAAAAAAGCUCUGCCCCUUGCCAGUGGGAGAAGAGGACAAAUUCUAAUCAUUAGCGUAAAAGGAGGCGGGAUGUUCCUGACUACAGCGCCGCCGUGGCCAAUAAGAUGAAUAUAAAACGAAACGAGAGGGAGUCAGUCGCAAUAUGGCGAAAGGACGAG